AGCAGGCAGUUCAAUAGCGACCGUCCCUCGUGAUAAUCACCCACAAUGAAGAUUCUCCUUGUACUGGCAUGUGUCCUCCUCCUGGCGUCCUUUAGCCAGGCUGAUGGACACGGGGGAGGACAUGGAGGUGGACAUGGUGGAGGCUAUGGAGGCGGGCACGGAGGGGGACACGGUGGAGGCUACGGUGCUGGUGGCCACGGAGGCGGCUAUGGUGGUGGACACGGAGGCUAUGGAGGAGUCGGUGGUACAUCUAGCAACAAUUAUAACAUUGCUGGUCCCAAGGGUGGAUAUGGUCAUGGUGGUGGACAUGGCGGUGGACACGGUGGCGGCUACGGUGGUGGACAUGGUGGUGGCUACGGUGGUGGUCAUGGCGGUGGACAUGGUGGUGGCUACGGUGGUGGUCAUGGCGGUGGACAUGGUGGUGGCUACGGUGGUGGUCACGGUGGACACGGCGGCGGCGGUUAUGGCCAUAGGAAGUAGGUGUUUUAUCUCAGUACAACCAAAAACCACGAAGGAGGAAAACUCGUCGAUAUUCAAGACUACCUGAAGCACCUCACUCUUCUAGACACGAGUGUGAGAAUUCGUGUGUGUUGUAGAGACUCAAAUAUAUAUUUUCUUUUAAUAUA
Messenger RNA from Homarus americanus (American lobster), 626 nucleotides. Its product is annotated as holotricin-3-like. The record is from RefSeq and is a predicted model, not a curated record. NCBI's taxonomy places the organism in Eukaryota, Metazoa, Arthropoda, Malacostraca, Decapoda, Nephropidae. Bases 46 to 480 code for a protein of 144 amino acids. The transcript is spliced from 2 exons.